This is a messenger RNA of Molossus molossus (Pallas's mastiff bat), 3978 nucleotides long. RefSeq names its product ATP binding cassette subfamily B member 11 (gene ABCB11). The record is from RefSeq and is a predicted model, not a curated record. The transcript has 27 exons. Gene Ontology annotation, biological process: transmembrane transport. Lineage: Eukaryota; Metazoa; Chordata; Mammalia; Chiroptera; Molossidae. Gene Ontology annotation, molecular function: ATP binding; ATP hydrolysis activity; ABC-type transporter activity. The coding region runs from base 1 to 3978 and encodes 1325 amino acids. Gene Ontology annotation, cellular component: membrane.
AUGUCUGACUCAGUCAUUCUUCGCAGUGUGAAGAAAUUUGGAGAAGAGAAUCAUGGUUUUGAGUCAGAUGGAUCAUAUAACAGUGAUAAGAAUUCACAGUUACAAAAUGAGAAGAAAGGUGACAGCAGUCAAGUUGGCUUCUUUCAAUUGUUUCGAUUUUCUUCAACGACUGACAUUUGGCUGAUGUUUAUGGGAGGUUUAUGUGCAUUUCUCAAUGGACUAGCCCAUCCAGGUGUGCUACUCAUUUUUGGCACCAUGACAGAUGUUUUUAUUAACUAUGAAACUGAAUUGCAAGAACUCCAGAUCCCUGGAAAAGCAUGUGUAAACAACACCAUAGUGUGGACCAACAGCUCCCUCAACCAGAACGUGACAAAUGGAACGCGUUGUGGGUUGCUGGACAUUGAAAGUGAAAUGAUCAAAUUUGCCAGUUACUAUGCUGGCACUGCUGUUGCAGUUCUCAUCACGGGAUACAUUCAAAUAUGCUUUUGGGUAAUUGCCUCAGCUCGUCAGAUACAGAAAAUGAGAAAGUUUUACUUCAGGAAAAUAAUGAGAAUGGAAAUAGGAUGGUUCGACUGCAAUUCAGUGGGAGAGCUGAAUACAAGAUUUUCUGAUGAUAUUAAUAAAAUCAAUGAUGCCAUUGCUGACCAAAUGGCCAUUUUCAUUCAGCGCAUGACCACGAGCAUCUCUGGGUUCCUGCUGGGAUUUUACCAGGGUUGGAAACUGACCUUGGUUAUCAUCUCUGUCAGCCCUCUCAUUGGGAUUGGAGCAGCUGUCAUUGGUAUGAGUGUGUCCACAUUUACUGACCAUGAACUGAAGGCCUAUGCCAAAGCAGGGUCCGUGGCUGAUGAAGUCAUUUCAGCCAUUCGAACAGUAGCUGCUUUUGGUGGUGAAAAAAAAGAGGUUGAAAGGUAUGAGAAAAAUCUUGUGUUUGCCCAGCGUUGGGGAAUUAGAAAAGGGAUAGUGAUGGGAUUCUUUACUGGAUUGAUGUGGUGUCUCAUCUUCCUGUGUUAUGCACUGGCCUUCUGGUACGGCUCCAAACUCGUCCUGGAUGAUGGAGAAUAUACAGCAGGAGCCCUUGUCCAGAUUUUCCUCAGUGUCAUAGUGGGAGCUUUAAAUCUUGGCAAUGCCUCUUCUUGUUUGGAAGCCUUUGCCACUGGACGUGCAGCAGCCACCAGCAUUUUUGAGACAAUAGACGAGAAACCUGUUAUUGACUGCAUGUCAGAAGAUGGUUACAAGUUGGAUCGAAUCAAAGGUGAAAUUGAAUUCCAUAAUGUGACCUUCCACUAUCCUUCCAGACCAGAGGUGAAGAUUUUAAAUAACCUCAGCAUGGUCAUCAAACCAGGAGAAAUGACGGUUGUGGUGGGAUCCAGUGGAGCUGGGAAGAGCACAGCCCUGCAGCUCAUUCAGCGAUUCUACGACCCCAGUGAAGGCAUGGUGACUCUGGAUGGCCAUGACAUUCGCUCUCUUAACAUUCAGUGGCUUAGAGCUCAGAUUGGAAUUGUGGAGCAAGAGCCUGUUCUGUUCUCCACCACCAUUGCAGAGAAUAUUCGUUAUGGCAGAGAAGAGGCAACCAUGGAAGAUAUAGUCCGAGCUGCCAAGGAGGCCAAUGCCUACAACUUCAUCAUGGAGCUGCCACAGCAAUUUGACACUCUCGUUGGAGAAGGAGGAGGCCAGAUGAGUGGCGGCCAGAAACAAAGAGUAGCCAUCGCUAGAGCCCUUGUCCGAAAUCCCAAGAUCCUGCUUUUGGACAUGGCCACCUCAGCACUGGACAAUGAGAGUGAAGCCAUGGUGCAAGAGGCACUGAAUAAGAUUCAGCAUGGCCAUACAAUCAUUUCAGUUGCUCAUCGCCUGUCCACGGUUAGAACUGCAGAUGUCAUUAUUGGCUUUGAACAUGGUACAGCAGUGGAAAGAGGCACACAUGAAGAAUUGUUGGAUAGGAAAGGAGUUUACUUCACUCUAGUGACUUUGCAAAGUCAAGGAGAUCAAGCCCUCAAUGAGGAGGACAUAAAGGGAAAAGAUGACACCGAAGGUGCUUUACUGGAGAACAAGCAGACCUUUAGCAGAGGGAGCUACCAGGCUAGUUUAAGAGCUUCCAUCCGGCAACGCUCCAAGUCUCAGCUUUCUUACCUGGUACAUGAACCUCCAUCAGCUGUUAUAGAUCAUAAGUCUACUUAUGAAGAAGACAGAAAGGACAAGAACCUCCCUGCGGAAGAAGAAAUUGAACCUGCCCCAGUUAGGAGGAUUCUGAAACUCAGCGCUCCAGAAUGGCCCUACAUGGUGGUGGGGUCUGUGGGUGCAGCAGUCAAUGGGGCAGUCACACCCCUCUAUGCCUUUUUAUUCAGCCAGAUUCUUGGGACUUUUUCACUUCCUGAUAAAGAAGAACAAAGGUCCCAGAUCCACGCCGUGUGCCUGCUUUUUGUAGCAAUGGGCUGUGUAUCCCUUUGCACUCAAUUUCUGCAGGGAUACACUUUUGCUAAAGCUGGAGAACUCCUCACAAAAAGGCUACGGAAAUUUGGUUUCAGAGCAAUAUUAGGCCAAGAUAUCGGCUGGUUUGAUGACCUCAGAAAUAGCCCUGGAGCACUGACAACAAGGCUUGCUACAGAUGCUUCCCAAGUUCAAGGGGCUGCCGGCUCCCAAAUCGGGAUGAUGGUCAAUUCCUUAACUAACGUCACUGUGGCCAUGAUCAUUGCCUUCUUCUUUAGCUGGAAGCUAAGCCUGGUCAUAGUGUGUUUCCUCCCUUUUCUGGCUUUAUCGGGAGCUAUACAGACCAGAAUGUUGACGGGAUUUGCCUCUCAAGACAAGCAGGCUCUGGAGAAGGCGGGGCAGAUUACAAGCGAAGCCCUCAGUAAUAUCCGCACUAUUGCUGGAAUUGGAAAGGAGAGGCAGUUUAUUGAAGCAUUUGAGAGGGAGCUGGUGAAGCCAUUCAAGACAGCCAUUCGAAAAGCAAAUGUCUAUGGAUUCUGCUUUGGUUUUUCCCAAUGUGUUGUGUUUGUUGCUAAUUCUGCUUCCUACAGAUAUGGAGGCUACUUAAUCUACAAUGAGGGGCUCCAUUUCAGCUAUGUGUUCAGGGUGAUCUCUUCAGUUGUACUGAGUGCAACAGCUCUUGGAAGAGCCUAUUCUUACACCCCGAGUUAUGCCAAAGCUAAGAUAUCGGCGGCACGCUUUUUUCAACUGCUGGACCGACGACCCCCAAUCAAUGUAUACAGUGGUGCAGGUGAAAAAUGGGACAACUUCCAGGGGCAAAUUGACUUUGUUGACUGUAAGUUUACAUAUCCUUCUCGACCUGAUAUACAAGUUCUGAAUGGUCUCUCGGUGUCGGUCAAACCCGGGGAGACACUGGCAUUUGUGGGAAGCAGUGGAUGUGGUAAAAGUACCAGUGUUCAGCUGUUGGAACGUUUCUAUGAUCCUGACCAUGGGAAGGUGAUGAUAGAUGGGCACGACAGCAAGAAGGUAAAUGUCCAGUUUCUUCGCUCGAACAUUGGAAUUGUUUCCCAGGAACCAGUGUUGUUUGCCUGUAGCAUAAUGGACAAUAUCAGGUAUGGGGACAACACCAAAGAAAUUCCCAUGGAAAAAGUCAUAGAAGCUGCAAAGCAGGCUCAGCUGCAUGACUUUGUCAUGUCACUCCCAGAGAAAUAUGAAACUAACGUUGGGUCUCAGGGGUCUCAACUCUCUCGAGGAGAGAAACAACGCAUUGCUAUCGCUCGGGCCAUUGUGCGAGACCCUAAAAUCUUGCUGCUAGAUGAAGCUACUUCUGCCUUAGACACAGAAAGUGAAAAGACAGUGCAGAUUGCCCUGGACAAAGCCAGAGAAGGUCGGACCUGCAUUGUCAUUGCCCACCGUUUGUCCACCAUCCAGAACUCGAAUAUUAUUGCUGUCAUGUCACAGGGGACAGUGAUUGAAAAGGGGAGCCAUAAAGAACUGAUGGCCCAGAAAGGAGCCUACUACAAACUAGUCACUACAGGAGCCCCCAUCAGUUGA